Molecule: messenger RNA, 1268 nt
Organism: Pseudophryne corroboree (corroboree frog)
Lineage: Eukaryota; Metazoa; Chordata; Amphibia; Anura; Myobatrachidae
Gene: SAP30BP
Product: SAP30 binding protein
Exons: 11
Coding region: 31-987 (318 amino acids)
Biological process (GO): regulation of DNA-templated transcription
Cellular component (GO): nucleus
Source: RefSeq, a predicted model, not a curated record
GCACAAUGAUGACGUUCAAGGCCAGUUACUAUGGCGACAGUCUCUCUUCCUUCCGGUCUCCGGAAAUACGACACAGGGGCGACAAGUACAAUGGCGGUGAACAAGAAGAAUGUGCUGUCCUCUCUGGCAGUCUAUGUCGGGGACUCGGAACCCGAGCCGGACAGCGAUGUGGAGAUUGAUGAUGACAAAGCAGGCCUGGUAUCCAAAUCAUAUGGAUUGGGUGAUAUGUCCCGCAUGGAAGAGGAGGGAUCUAACAAGGAAGAUGAUGAUGCCAGUCUGCGCUCUGAAGAGGAAGAUUCAGAAAAUGACAAUCAGGAGAGUGGUGAAACACAGGAACAGUCUGAGCUGGAGAAAAAAGACCCCCAGGAGUUGGUGGCAUCCUUUUCAGAGAGGGUCCGAAACAUGUUGCCAGAUGAUAUCAAAAUUCCCCCAGAGCCACCAGGCCGCUGUUCUAAUCACCUUCAGGAGAAGAUUCACAGACUAUAUGAGAAAAAACUGAAAGAAGGCACAGACAUGAAUCAAAUUAUCCAGAAGAAAAAAGAAUUCCGGAACCCCAGCAUUUAUGAAAAACUCAUCCAGUUUUGUUCCAUUGAUGAACUUGGCACCAACUAUCCAAAGGAUAUGUUUGAUCCUCAUGGGUGGCCAGAAGAUUCUUACUAUGAGGCUCUUGCAAAAGCCCAAAAGAUUGAAAUGGACAAGCUCGAAAAGGCAAAAAAGGAGCGAACAAAGAUUGAGUUUGUUACUGGAACUAAGAAAGGUACAACUACCAGCGCACCAACUGGCACAACAAGCACAACCACUACAGCCACUGCAGAUGCACAAAAAAGGAAAAGCAAGUGGGACUCCGCUAUACCAAUUGCCCAGCCAACCAUCCUCACAACCACUGCCACAUUGCCUUCUGUCGUCACGGUAACAACUAGUGCAAGUGGCUCAAAAACUACUGUCAUUUCUGCUGUGGGCACCAUUGUCAAGAAGGCCAAGCAAUGAGAGGAUGGGAGACAUAAUAGACUGAACUCUGCUGAUAAACUCAUGACUGAGGCGCUUACUAUUCUGCACAUUGCAAGGUUUACUGGAUGUGAAUGACUGUGCCAGCAACUGAAGUGAUCUCUUGCUAUGUGGUAAUUGGACGAUAAAAGGGUAAACCAGGAAUCCCCACCUUUUUACCUCAGGAGGACCUGGUUAUCUUCAGAUAAGAAAUAAUGUAUACAUUGGGAUAGUGUUUUGUGUAUAAUUUCUCUGAUGUAUAAAAGGCUGCCUUUUUAUUUUAA